Aspergillus calidoustus is the source of this 1593-nucleotide messenger RNA. Lineage: Eukaryota; Fungi; Ascomycota; Eurotiomycetes; Eurotiales; Aspergillaceae. The record is from the annotation of a GenBank genome assembly.
AUGUUAGAGCGCUUUUCUGACUCGAUGACGGCGCCUGGUAUCGUACCUCGCAUUGGAAGAGGUCUUUUCGCUGUCGCGGACUUUGACACCGGCGACGAUAUCCUACAUAUUCAGACCCCGUUUCUUGCUGUCCUCAACACCGAGCGGCUAGGUGAUACGUGCGCAGGGUGUUUUGGAAAGACGCAAUUUGAGAAAACCAGCCAAGAGAUCCAACUGAGGUAUUGCUCGGGCUGCCAGGUUCCCAAGUAUUGCGACAGGGUUUGUGCAGGAUUCCCCGCGAUUGGAGUUACGUCUAAUAUGAUGCUAUAUAUAGACAUGUCAAGUCAGGACUGGCAUCUCGGCCAUAGAUUCGAAUGCUCUAUCUUCAAGGCGCUGAAACCCAGAGUCCUUCCCACCAAUGCUCGGGCAGUCUUGCGCAUAAUCCUGCGACUUGCUGCCCCUGCCAGAAGCGCAUACAGUCCAAAGGAGCUGUCAUUACUUGAUCAGCUCGAGUCACAUAUCGACGAGAUCCGCGAUAAGAAUACCGCGUCAUGGGAACGUACAACCCUCUCCGCCAUGGCUGUCAAGCAUUACUCUGGAACGGAUAUGGAGCUUGAGGAGAUACUCGAGCUUAGUGCCAAGCUCGAGGUCAAUUCCUUUAGCCUGACAACGGCCACCUAUGACCGGAUUGGGAUGUACAUGCACCCGUACGCAGCUAUCAUGAAUCACGACUGCCACUACAAUGCAAUCGUUGGGUUCGACGGACCUCAAAUGUACGUCAAAGCCAUUCGGCCGAUUAAGGACGGCGAGCAGAUAGUAAUAUCUUAUGUCGACGCUACGCACCGCUAUUCCAUACGCAAGAAGGAGCUACUCGAAAGAUACUACUUCACCUGUCGCUGCGAUAAAUGCUUGGUUGACGAGGAUGAACCUUUGGCGAUGUCUGAUGCUGUGGCGGAUGCAUAUGCUCUUCUAGAGUCUAACUCUGCGACCUACGAAGGUGACAAGCUACUCGGCAUCAUAACUAACCUGACCGAUAAUACAUGGUCGCUCUCCGACCAGCCGCUCGUCGCCUUGGUGGACGAGUAUAUUGCAACCCUGAUCUCUGAGGGUGAGAUGGAAAGUGCAAUGUCCGCCGCCGCGCUGCGGUACAAAUACAUUGAUCCCGACAUAUAUUCCGAAGCGCACUCUCUUCGCGUCGUGCACGCAUGGGCGCUGGCGAAGAUCGCCAUCCACAUAGAACACACAAGCGUCAUGGCCGUGCUUAAAGUGUACGGGUAUACAACAGCGGAUGGUGUUGUGCAUCAGGGAGAGAAGAUAGUGGUGAACCCGGGGAUGAUUGCUUGGUCUGUACUGAACAGCCUGGUUUUUGAGGGACACGGAAGCUGUGUGGUUCCUGGACUCAAAGACAUCAUAAGGAGAACACAUACGCAAGUACAUGACGAGUUCCUCGAGCAAGGCACAGACAUGCGGGAGAUGAACGACCGGGUUCGGAUUGAAUGGGAAAAGGUUGAGAGGGCGGCGAAGUCUAUAGUCGGGGACCGCACUAUGACUCCAAUCAACGCGCCUCUCCUUCCCACGGCUGACAGCGACCUUUCGGAUUUAGAUGUAUGGUAA